Messenger RNA from Apis dorsata (giant honeybee), 11134 nucleotides. It is a transcript of the gene Vps13, whose product is annotated as vacuolar protein sorting-associated protein 13. Lineage: Eukaryota; Metazoa; Arthropoda; Insecta; Hymenoptera; Apidae. The transcript has 59 exons. Gene Ontology annotation, biological process: protein retention in Golgi apparatus; protein targeting to vacuole. Gene Ontology annotation, cellular component: extrinsic component of membrane. The record is from RefSeq and is a predicted model, not a curated record. The coding region runs from base 545 to 10459 and encodes 3304 amino acids.
AACUAGACGUAAAGAUAUCGAAUAUUAAUUAUUAGUGCAAGUAACUAGAAUGUGAAGAUAGAGUUGGUGAAAUCAAAUACAUUGCAGAUGGCAUUGAUAAUGUCACAUUUCUACGCAAUGUUGUCUUCUGAAUUACAAAAAACUUAAAAUUAGUUGGUAAUUCGAUAUAAACCAGAUUUCAAUUUUAAAAAAUUAGAUUCAGUGCGUGACAGUGUAUUAUUUUAACAGAAAUUCGAAUUGUCUGACAAUAUAAUAAAUAGCAAUAAAUAAGUUUUGCAGUGAUAAUUAUAGCAAUUGAGAUUACGGAUUAUUUUUUUUUAUUUGUAUGCUAUUCGAAUCCAUUUCUACGCGGCAUAUACGAAUUACUUAGAGAUUAAUUGUUAAAGGUUAUGCGGUAUUUUUUUUCGAUCGAUUUUACUUUUAUGCGUCAAUCAUUCGUUAUUUGAUGUUGAUGUAAUGCACGAAAAUUUAUCGUAAAUUCACAUUGUCAUUCAUUUUUUCGUGUAUUUUUAAAUCUUUUAUUUUCUCAAAAUAAAAAUUGAAAAUGGUAUUUGAGUCGAUCAUUGCUGAACUUUUAAAUAAAGUAUUAGGGGAGUAUAUUCAAAAUUUGGAUCAUACGCAAUUAAAAUUGAGUUUGUGGGGAGGAGAUGUAGUAUUGACAGAUUUAUUAAUAAAAGAAACUGCAUUGGAUGUAUUGAAUUUACCUAUUAGAUUGGAAUAUGGAAGAUUAGGAAAACUUAUAUUAAAGAUACCAUUUAAAGAUAUGUGGAAUGGACAGAUUGAUGCUAUAGUUGAAGAAUUAUAUUUACUUGUAGUACCCUCAAAUCAAAUUGCAUAUGAUGCAGAAAAAGAAGAAAAAAUGCAGCUUGAAGCAAAACGUGCAGCACUUGCAAGGAUUGAGAAAAAAAAACAAUUAGCAGAUAUUAAAUCACAAGAGAAACUAGAUGAUUCAAUGGUUGAAAAACUCAUUGCUCGAAUGAUUAAGAAUAUCCAUAUUGAAAUUAAAAAGAUACAUGUGAGAUAUGAAGAUCAUAUUUCAUUUAAAGAUCAUCCUUUUUCUGUUGGUUUUACAUUGAAUAUAUUUACUUUAGAAAGUUGUACUGAUACUUGGGAAAUAAAUAAUUUAAAGGAUAUGUAUGCUAUUCCACAAAUUUAUAAGUUAUGCACAUUAGAUGGUUUAGCAGUAUAUCUUAAUACAACUAUAGAACAAUUUACUCAUGUACAAUCAAAAUAUUCAGACCUAUUUUAUAGUGGAAUUGCAACUAUAGAUUAUAAUCCACCUGGUUAUCAAUACUUAUUGGGUCCAAUAAAUGUCAAUGCAAAAUUAAAAUUAAAUCCAAAACCAGAAACAGAUGGAAGUAAUUAUAAAAUUCCUAAAAUGUGGUUAGACAUGGAAAUGCAAAAAUUGAGAGUAGGAUUAGCAAAAAAACAAUAUCAUACUCUUGUUCAGUUAGGAGAAGGUUUAGAUCAAGCUCAAAAAGCUGCACCAUAUAGAAAGUAUAGACCAAAUUUAACAUCAUAUAGAGGAUAUUAUAAACAAUGGUGGAAAUUUGCAUAUAUUUGUGUCUUAGAAGAAACAGUACGUAGAAAACGUAGAAAUUGGGAUUGGAAUCAUAUGAAAAAACAUCGAGAUAUGUGUCGCUCUUACGCUGAAGCAUAUAAAAUGAAAUUGACAACCAAGAAAAUUCCACAGGAAAUAGAAGAACUUCUUACUGAAUGUGAAAAGAAAUUAGAUCUUUUUAAUUUAGUCAUUAUUAGGCAAAAGAUUGAAAUGGAAGUAGAAAAACUAGUGGAAAAAGAAAAAACUUUAAAAGCAAAACGUGGUUGGUUUGGUUUUUUGUGGUCCAAUACACAGAUAGAAGAAACAGAAGAGUUAAAUUCUGCAGCUGCUAUAAUGCGAAAAUUUGAGGAAGCAAUGACACCACAAGAGAAAGAAAAAUUGUAUCGAGCAAUUGAUUAUCAAGAAAAUGGUGUGCCAGUUCAUUAUCCUGAAACAUAUGAAAUGAUAGAUACGCGAUUUCUUUUAUACGAGUUACAAAUUAUAAUUUUAGAUACAGAUAAAGAGUAUCCUUGUAUUAUAGAUCUUCAAUUACACAGUGUUGAAGCUUGCUUUAAAUCAAGACCAUCUGCUAAUGCCAUUUUAGUUACAGCAUCAAUUAAUGAAAUGAAAUUAUUAGGAACAAAACAAGAUGAUUAUAUUCCUUCACUUUUCAAUUCACACCAGCAUGGCACAGAUAAUGUUCUGAUUUCUGUAUCGUAUGAAAAGAAUCCUCUUGAUAAAUUAUGUGGUGAUCGUAUCAUAGUAAAAUCGAAAUCUGUAGAUAUUAUUUAUGAUGCACAAACUGUAAUAGAAUUAAUUAACUUAUUUAAAGUACAAAAUUCACCAACUUUGUACAAUCUUCAAGCAGCUGCUGCAGAACAAUUAGAAGGUUUAAAAGAAAUGUCGGCUUUAGGUUUAGAACAUGCUAUUCAAAAACAUUCGGUAUUAGAUAUACAGGUUAAUAUGCAAGCUUCUCAAUUAAUUAUACCACAUGAUGGAAGAUAUAAUAGCACAAAAUCAUUGUUAAUUAUUGAUCUUGGUAGUUUACAAAUACAUUCUCUAGAAAAACCAAAAGAUGUUAAGACACAUGUAACUGUUAAACAAUUAAUUAGUAUGGGUAAAUCUGAAGAAGAUGUGUUAUUGCAUCUUAGAGAACAUAGUUAUGACAAAUUUGUUUUAAAGAUAGUUGAUUUUCAAAUAUUAGUUUCAUUGCCGGGUGAAGAGUGGCGCACAGUUUUAUCAAAUAUAGAUGAUUCUAUGACAUUAUUACUUCCAACAACACUUGAAAUUCAAUUUCACAAAUGUUUAGUAACAGAUGAUCCUUUACUUCCAAAAUUUAGACUGAUAGGACAAUUACCAUCGGUUGUUAUUAAUAUAACAGAUAUUCGUUUAUUACAAGCUCUUUCUAUUGCUCAGAGCAUACCAUUUCCAAAAGAAGAAGAACCAAUAGAACUUUACAAAUUAUCUUUGAGUAAAUCUGUUUCACAAUUAUCUUUGCUGAAAGAUUUAACUACGACUUUUGCUGAAAAAAAAAAAAUAGAAGAUUCUGUUGUGACUCCAAUUAAACAAACAAUUGAUAUGGAAAUGAGAUUUGAAAUGAAAGAAUUUGCAAUACAAGUUUCAUCUCAAAAAGGCAAUGAAAUAAUACCGUUUAUGAAAUUUGAAGUAUUACAAUUAGAAGCCGAAAUGUUACAACGAACUUAUGAUAAGGAAAUAUUAUUAAGAUUAGGUGGAAUUCAAAUAAAGCAACAUUACAAUCAAAGAGAAAUAUUUAUGGUAAACACUCCUAUGCUUUCUGGUAGAAAUGAAUAUUUGAUAACAGUGCAAUAUAUAAAUGUAAAUAAGCGAUCUCCAGAAUUUAAAACAAAACAUGGAUCUGUUCUUCAAUUAUUAAAAUUAGAAUUUACAACAUUAGACAUUUGGCUGCAUCAAGAAGCUCUAAUAAAUCUUCUUCAAUUUAUAUCAUAUAUUCAGGAUCAAAUGAAUGCUAUAGCAAAUAGUAAACUUGAAAAAGAACCUUAUAUGCGUCCACGACUUACUCAUUUGGUUUCCAUUCAAGAAGAAACUACUACAUUUUUGAGAGAACAAAUUCACAAGCAAAGACUUAAAUCAAUGAUGCGUCGUAGAAAAACAGUCAUUGAGCAUAUAGAUUUAAAAAUACAAGCAAAAGUUGGAACUAUCUGUAUGAAGAUAACUAGCGAUUGUAGAGAAAUUACUGCAUUUUAUAUCGAUGGUAUUAGCGCCGGAUAUAUAAUGAAAUCUUCACAUUCGCAAGCAAAUGUUAAUUUAUCUUCUAUUAAUAUUAAAGAUCUUAAUGUGGCAUCAGCUUAUAGAAAUAUUGUAUCUGUAACAGAAAAUACCGAAUCUUUACAAAUUCAGGCUAUAAUUUACAAUGUUGAACCAUCAGAAAUUGAUAAAAAUAAUAUGUCCAUUACAGUUGUUAUGGGUUGUUAUCGUAUUGUUUUCUUGAAUAUGUUUGUUACCAGUAUAAUGAGCUUUUUAAAUAAUUUUCAAGCAGCUCAACAAGCUAUAAAAGAAGCAUCAGCAGCAGCCGCAGAAGCCGCGAAAAUAAAUAUUAAAGAUGCUAGAAAAAGUGCAGCACGUAUUGGACUUGCAAUAAAAAUUAAGGCUCCAGUUAUAUAUGUACCAAUGCAUUCGACAAGUGACCAUUGUUUAACAUUAGAUAUGGGUAAUCUUACUAUAUGUAAUAUUUUUAAGAAGUUAGAAACUACAAAUGAAAUUGGAGAUUUUCCUAUUAUUGAUGAAAUGAGAAUUGAAUUACAAAAUUUUAAGUUAUCUCGGGUGAGAUUGAAUAUAGAAAAAUUUUUAGUUCAAAAUGAAAUAUUGCUAUUAGAACCAGUUAGUUUUACAUUACUCAUUAAACGUAAUUUAUCCACUGCUUGGUUUACCUCUAUACCAGAUAUUGAUAUGUCUGGUAGAUUAAAUAAAAUUAAUAUAUUGAUAAGUAAAGAAGAUUAUGCAACAGCAAUGAAAGUAUUAGAAAAAAAUUUAGGUGAAACUGUUGAAGAUAAAAAAUUUAUAGCAAGUGUUAAUAAAAAAAAAGUUGAAAUAGAAGUUUUACAUCAUCGACCUGAUAAGUUUGUAACUAUUGCAGAAGAUUCAGAAGAUACAGAUUUACAAGAACAAGUACAUAUACACACAACGAUUAAAUUUGAAUUUGUUAUGGAUAGUCUUGUAAUUACUUUAUUUACGGGAGGUUCAAAAACGUUGCAAUCACAAAAUUCUCUACUUCAUUUGCCAGAAAAUGGCUUAGCUAAAUUUUGUUUAACGCAUUUUGCAUUGAAAGGUCGAAUAUUUGCCGAUGGAUUAAUGGCAACUUCGAUUCUUCUUAUGAAUUGUACUUUAGAUGACAUUCGUCAAAGUAGACAAGGUUCAUUUAUUAGAAUUAUGGAGCGAAUAACAACGGUAUCUUCCAUGAAUAAUAUAGAAGAAGAAUCAAAACCUAUUCGUAGUAUGUUAGAUAUGACUAUUAGACAAAGUUCAAAUGAUACAUUUGUUGAUAUUCGAGUAUUUUCAUUUAGUAUAAUCGUAUCACUUGAUUAUCUAAUGAAAAUAAAAGAUUUUUUCGCGAUUGAUAAUUCAUCAAAUAAACCAGUAACUCAACAUAUAAAAAGCUAUAGCGAACCAAUAGUUAAAAAAAAACAAAUUGUAUCACCAACUAAAAAAAUGUUUACAAUUAAUAUACAUAUCGAAAAGCCUGAUAUUAUAUUAUUGGAAGACAUGGAUGAUAUAAAUUCUAAUUGCAUAAUACUAAAUACUGAAUUAUUGUUAAAAGUACGUUUGAUGGAUGAACAUCAAGUAAUAACUGGCACCAUAAAAGAUUUAUCGAUUUUAGCUGGUAUAUAUAACCCUGUAAGAAGAAGUGAUUGGAUAUAUCAGGUCUUAAAACCAUGUAGUAUAAGUAUAGCAGGUUCUACACCAGAUGGAAAAGGACUUCAUGUCGAUAUUUGUUGUACAGAUAUUCAUUUAUCAGUUUCGCCAGGUGUUAUAGAAAUAUUGAAUAAAGUAAUUCAUACUGUUACAAAAACGGAAAUAAAAGAUCAGGAAAUUGUUAUUACUGAGCAGAAUUAUGAAGGAUUGUGGAUUGUAACACCAUUUGAAGAGAGUGAUUUUUGGUUUUUAAAAACAGAAGUAGGAAUAGAAGCUAUAGAAGAUUUUACAUAUUCUGAUGAUGAGGAUAUUAUUUAUAAACCACAAUUAGCAAUAAUCUCUGCACCGACAAUUCUGUUCACAUUGGAAGCAGGUGUUGGGAAUAAAACAUUACCAAUGCUUUUACUUCAUAUCAGUUUUCAAAGUAAUAUUUAUGAUUGGAGCACGAAAACUAUGAGUGUAGAAUAUACAAUGUCGGUAAUUAUGGCAUAUUAUAAUAGUCAGUUAGCAUUAUGGGAACCAUUAAUUGAACCAAUAGAGAGGAUCAAAAAUGAAAAGCGAGUUUCAACACCAUGGGAACUAAAAGUUAAAAUUCAAUUUAAUGAUAUAUCAGCGAAUUCUAGAAGUAUAAAUGCAAUUAGCCCUACAUCAGAUAGUGAAACAGAAGAAUUUCAUCAAACUCCUAAAAUGUCUAUUGAUAUUCUAUCAACUGAAAAUUUGGAAAUAACUUUAACGAAAACGUGUCUCAAUGUACUAAACCAACUCGGUAAUGCAUUUUCAUCUGCCAUGGAAGUUACUGGAAAAGUAAUGACAAAAAGCGUGGCGCCAUAUGUAUUGAAGAAUGAAACUGGUUUAGCGAUGAUUUUAGAUUUAGAACGUAGUCACUUUAAGGUUUUCAAAGAUGGAUUAAAAUUUACAAGCAAUAAUACUGAUUCAUAUAUGGAAGUGAUUCUUGAAUCUGGCGCAUCAGUAGAAUUAGUUCCAAAAAAUAUGAAAACUGUAAUACCAUUACUUGAACAAUUAAAAAGUGAAACAAUUCAAGAAAGAAGUGAUGAUAAAUUUAUUAUUUCGUUUAAAGAAAUUCAUGGAAUCUUAGCAAUACCCAUUUUAAGAGCUGACAAAAGAUUCUUUUCAUUGAGAUAUCGAAAGGAUAGUUCUGAAGAAUGGGGUAUUGUUUCCGACGUUGUAGUUGAUGAAGGAAGUACUAUUGUUACUCUUCGAAGUAUUCUCCAGGUGCACAAUCAUUUUAAUCAACCGAUAUCUGUGUAUUACAUGACUAAACGUGGAAAUGAAGUUGAAUGUGUAGGAACAGUUGCUCCAGAUAGUAAAUUAAAUCUUCCACUAGAUGCUGUAUAUACUCCAACAAAUGUUCAUGGGUUAUUUUUUAGUAUUGAAGGAUAUAUGGUUUCAGAACAAUUUAUUUGGAAAGAUCUACAAAAAACAAUCAGUAUGACAAAACUCUUGAAAUGCGAAGCUAGAAUAAGACAAGAAAUCGUAGAACCAUUUUAUAUAAAGAUGUUUUUCGUGAUGAUUGUGGUUGGUAGUAUUUUAUAUAAUAACAACACUAUUGGCUUAUUAUUGAAUGCUAUUAACUGGCGAUCCGUAUUCUCUCGUUUCAUUGAUUGCAUCAAGCAUCUUUGCUUGAAAAAUUUAUCCUCAGAGCACAAAAAAUAUCUGGAAACACCUAUUCAGGUUGUUGGUGAAAUAGAACAAGUUUACUUUGAAAAUACUUCUCGGUAUACUAUGGCAAGUACUAUUUAUAAUGUUCAUUUAUACCCAUCUAUAUAUUUGAAGAAUUUUCUACCUAUCAAUAUUAUUAUAAAUUUACCUGGAUCUGUACAAGAGAAACUUUUAGAAGCUGGUACAUCUUAUCAAAUUCCUACGAUUGAUCCUGGGAAAUCUUGUAUAAUCAUAAAACUACCGAAUUAUUUAGAAAAAGAUUGGUCAUGUAAAGGCGAAAUAUUAGCGAAUCCACCAGAAUUUUCUGUUUGGUCUUUUGAAUCUUUUGACAGUGCACAAAAAGUUAUAAUGGAUUUAGGAAUGCAUACAUCAUAUGAUCAUGGUUCUAUUAUUAUGGCAUUAUAUUGUCCAUUUUGGAUGUUGAAUAAAACAGGCUUAAUGUUGUCUUAUCGUAAAUCAAGUAAGGGUGGCAAAGAACACUCAAGUCCAAUCAAGAGUGGAGAAGAUUAUCUAAAUGUAUUAUAUCAUCCAGAGAAUUUUAAGGGACCAAUAUUGUUCUCAUUUCGCUCUAAAGUAUUCUUUGGUAAAAAGAAGGCAAUGAUUAGAGUAGAAGAUGGUGAAUGGUCUGAUAAAUUUCCUAUAGAUGUUGCAGGAAGUGAUGGAGUAGUUACUUGUAAAUAUAAUGGUCUAACAUACCAAAUUGGAGUUCAUAAUCAGUUAACUUAUAAUUCUUUAACAAAACAGAUUACAUUUACACCAUAUUAUGUAUUGAUAAAUAAUUCUGAUUAUCUUAUUGAAUGUCAAGAAGGUAAUAGACCAGCUGAUCCUAUGAUUAAGGUUCCUCCUAGAGAAUGCACAGCUUUUUGGCCUCGUUCUGAUCAUGAGCAAAAACUUUUAAAGGCUAGAAUUGCAGGUGAUCUUGAAAAAACUGUAUCAUUUAUUUAUACAGAAAGUCACACAACUUUAUUGAAAUUAAAUAAUAAGUAUGGAGGAAUCAAUGUAGAUAUACAAAUAAGCGAAGGCGGAAUUUACAUUUCCUUAUCUGUUUAUAAUCAUGGAAAUGCUCCAGCUUUAAUUAUUAAUCAUACUCCACAUACUAUCAAUUUCUGGGAAAAGGGUUCACUAAAUAUCAGAUCUAUACAAACAUAUAAUAAAAUGUUUUAUACUUGGGAAAAUCCUGCAGGACCGCGAAAAUUGAUUUGGGAAGAUGGAAAUAAAAAAGAAAUUGAAGAAACUCUUCGAAAAGAUACAUUAGGAAUUUUUCAUUUGCCAGAUUUGGAAGAACAAGUAUUUUAUGUAUCAUUUUUAGAUGGUACACAACGAGUAUUAUUAUUUACAUCAAAUAUGAAAAUUGCCGAAGAUUGUCAACUAUCUGAUGAUUUUGAAGUUAUAGAACAAGAAGUAUCAAUAAAUAUUCACGGAAUUGGUCUUUCACUUGUUAAUAAUAUCACAAGAUCUGAAUUGUUAUAUAUGUGUAUUGCUAGUUCUGGAAUUAUAUGGGAAAUCCGUAAAUCUAUUAAUCAUCGAUGGCGUAGUCUUAGCACAAGGGAAGUAAAUCUUAUAGAAGAAGGCUAUCAAAAAUAUAUGCGCGAAUUACAAAUAGGAAAAGAUCCGAUGCAAAAAGUGAUACUUGAACCAAAAUUAGAAGUUGAUUAUUUAAAUAUGGAAAUGUUGAAACCAAAUCGUCGUUAUUUACGAAGAACUUUCCAAACUGGUUUAUGGUUGCAAUACCGUACUUCAGUACAUCAAGUGCAGUUACAUGCAAAAAUUAAUAGACUGCAAAUUGAUAAUCAACUUGCAGAUUGUAUUUUCCCAGUUAUAUUGGCUCCAGUUCCACCUCCAAAGAGUGUUACAAAUGCUGUUGAAAUGAAACCAUUUGCUGAACUUAGUAUGAUUAAACGAUUACUUGUACGCAGUAAUGUACAGCAAUUCCGAUAUUUUAAAGUUCUUAUACAAGAAUUUCAUGUGAAAGUAGAUAUUGUAUUUAUUAAUGCGAUUAUGGGAUUACUUGAAACAAAUGAAAUGAAUGAUGUGGAAGAAAACAAACUAUUCAAAUUAGAUGUAAAACUUGUUGAUGAACCUUUAAUGUAUCACGUCAGAUUAAUUACUACAGCCGAACAGAAGAAUUUCUUCGAUCUUCUUCAUUUUUCUCCAUUAAAGAUUCAUAUAAGUUUUUCAAUGACUGGUGGUAAUAGCGGACCUUCUGCAAUGCCUCAUGUAUUAAAUGUAUUAUUACAAGGAAUAGGAGUUACAUUAACAGAUAUUCAUGAUAUUGUCUUCAAAUUAGCAUAUUUUGAAAGAGAAUAUAUUUUUAUGACUCAUAAACAACUCAUUCAUGAAGCAACAUUACAUUAUGUGGGACAAGCAAUUAAGCAAGCUUAUGUUCUUGUUUUGGGACUUGAUGUAAUAGGAAAUCCGUAUGGUCUUGUAGUGGGUACCAUGAAAGGCAUUGAAGAUUUAUUCUAUGAACCUUUCCAUGGUGCCAUUCAAGGGCCUGGAGAAUUUGCAGAGGGUUUGAUUCUUGGUGUAAGAAGCAUGGUAGGUCAUACUGUUGGAGGAAUGGCAGGAGCCGUUUCUAAAAUAACUGGAGCUAUGGGCAAAGGUAUAGCUGCUUUAACAUUUGAUAAAGAUUAUCAAAGAAAACGACAAGAACAGCUUAACAUACAACCAGCUACUUUACAAGAAGGUCUUGCUCGUAGUGGCAAAGGUUUGGUAAUGGGUGUUUUUGAUGGUGUAACUGGUGUUGUAAUGAAACCCAUAUCAGGUGCCAAAGAAGAAGGUGUGGAAGGGUUCUUUAAAGGAUUUGGAAAAGGAAUGGUUGGUCUUGUUACUAGACCAACUGCUGGAGUUAUAGAUUUUGCUAGUGGUUCAUUUGAUGCAGUGAAACGUGCAACUGAAUUGAAUGAAGAAGUAAAGAAAGUAAGGCCAUGUAGAUUUUUACAACCUGAUAAUUUAGUUAGACCAUAUAUUAGAGAGCAUGCUGAAGGACAUAAAAUUUUAAGUGAAUUAGAAAAAGGAAAAUAUUCAAAUACUGAUAUUUAUUUUUAUCAUUUAUACAUUAAUAGAGAUGUAUUAUUGCUUACUGAUAAGAGAAUAGCAUAUUUAGAGCAUAGUGACUUAUUCGGUGGAUGGCGGGUACAUUGGACUCACACGUGGCAAGAAAUAAGCGAAUUACCGAAAUUAGUGGAUAAAGGUGUUCAGAUAUUUAUUAAAGAUACUAGUAAAAAAAAAAAAUUAGGCUUAUUUGGUAAUGCAGAUCAAUCAAAAAUAAUUUUAAUACCUGAUUAUAAUAUAAGACAACUUCUAUGUAACAAAAUACAACAGCAAAUUAAUCAAUGCGGAUUAUAAUAUCAGAAAGUCAUAAUGAUAUAUGAUAUAUGCAAUAUAUAUAAUACUUAAAUAUAAUUAAUUAAUUAAACUGAUAGUGCCUAGGCUUCAUAAAUUUUCAUUAGCUUUGCAAGCUGAAUUUCAUAAAUUCUAUAUAUUCAUAUAUAUUAUAAAAAAUAUUUUUACAAAUGCUAUUUACAAGACUGAUAUUUAAUCAGAAUCAGCUAACAGCAAAUAGAAAUCAAUAUUGUUUUAUAUUUAUUACAAUAUAAUUUUCAGUUUAAUUUUAUUAUUUUUUAUGAUUAUCAUUAUUUUUUAGUAAAAUAUUUCACUUUAUAAUUCUAUAUGUUAUUAACAUUAAAAAGACUUCUAAUGCUUUUAAUUAAUGAUGAUAACUGACAUAUUUAAUAUUGUACGAAAUAAUCAUUAUAGUAUUUAUCAUUGUUCUUAAAUACAUUAUUACAUCAAAUAAUAUAAUUUACUUUAAAAUAAUAUUUUAAUAUAUAUCUAAAAUAAACAAAAUACAUGUAAAAAUACUUGAAAAUCAAAACAAAAUCUUUCUAUCUUAUUAAUUUGAAACUUAUUUAUAUAUAAAUAUAUAUAAAUAUAAAACUUAAGCUGAUAUUUAAAUGUCAUGUUACAUUUUGUGUAAAAAUAUAUGCAAAUUUAUUUCACGAUUAAAAUAUUUUAAUUUCA